AUGGCUGAUAAUCUACUUCUACCAACUCCCCCACCACUGAAUGACGCUGAAAAAAUAAUCAAACUGGCAAACUCAAAAGACGGAGGAAUUAUGGACUAUGUCAUUCCUGUUUUUGAUCAGUUAAAUUCAGGAAUAAUUAGACCAGAAAUGGAAGCCCUCCAUUUUGAGUUAAAACCAGUAAUGUUUAAUAUGUUGCAAACCAACGGUCAGUUCAGUGGUUUGCCAUCUGAAGAUUCGCACUCACACUUAAAAUCAUUCAUGGAAAUAACUGACACUUUCCCUAUCCCGGGAGUAUCUAACGAUGCUUUGAGACUCACAUUGUUUCCUUUUUCUUUAAGGGAUAGGGCAAAGUCUUGGUUCAAUUCCUUGCAACCAGGAUUUGUGGAUUCUUGGAAUAGCGUGGCAAAAAAGUUUUUAAAAAAAUAUUUUCCUCCCACUCGGAAUGCUAAGUCCAGAAACGAAAUUUGUCUUUUUAGACAAAUGGACGAUGAGGCAGUUCCUGAUGCUUGGGAAAGGUACAAGGAGCUAUUAAGAAAAUGCCCUCACCAUGGCAUUCCAUACUGUAUACAGCUCGAGACAUUUUACAAUGGGUUGAAUCUCACUGCAAAACAAAUGCUCGAUGCUACAUCAGGAGGAGCUUUCACAGCUAGUACCUAUAAUGAUGGAUAUGAUAUCCUUGAAAAGAUUUCUAAUAAUAAUGGACAUUGGGCCGACCCACGUGCACUAGUACCACGUAAAACAACAGGAGUUCAUGACAUAGAUGCUUUUACAGCAUUAACGGCUCAGAUGACUACAAUGACUAAUUUGAUUAAAAAUUUAACAAAUGGUCAAGUAGCACAAUCCAUAGCCACCACGCAUGCUCCAACUGUUGAGUCGGUACAAUGUGCGUAUUGUGGUGGAGGACAUCCCUUUGAACAUUGUCCGUCUAACUCCGAAUCAGUCAAUUAUGUGGGGAAUCAAAAUAGAUCAGGACCAUUUUCUCAAACGUACAAUCCUGGUUGGAGACAACACUCAAAUUUUUCAUGA
Molecule: messenger RNA, 1026 nt
Organism: Cynara cardunculus var. scolymus (artichoke)
Lineage: Eukaryota; Viridiplantae; Streptophyta; Magnoliopsida; Asterales; Asteraceae
Exons: 1
Coding region: 1-1026 (341 amino acids)
Source: RefSeq, a predicted model, not a curated record